This is a messenger RNA of Cavia porcellus (domestic guinea pig), 9172 nucleotides long. It is a transcript of the gene Trerf1, whose product is annotated as transcriptional regulating factor 1. Gene Ontology annotation, cellular component: transcription regulator complex; histone deacetylase complex. The coding region runs from base 2620 to 6294 and encodes 1224 amino acids. Gene Ontology annotation, molecular function: transcription corepressor activity. The record is from RefSeq and is a predicted model, not a curated record. Lineage: Eukaryota; Metazoa; Chordata; Mammalia; Rodentia; Caviidae. Gene Ontology annotation, biological process: regulation of transcription by RNA polymerase II; negative regulation of DNA-templated transcription. The transcript is spliced from 18 exons.
CCUUCUCUGCAGCUUCCGGUUUGGCCGCCCUAACGACCAGGAUGUAAAUUUCUGCAUUGGGCCUGGACAAUUGACUUCCUCCCCAGCCUCAGAUUCCUUAUCUGCUCAGGGUCCUUAUCUGCCCCAGGGAGGAGCUAGAUUAAAAGCCCUCUCCUCGAGUUAGGCAUUAGCGCGUGUGGGUGUGUGCUGGGGGAGGGAAGGGGGUGGCUGCGUUCCCCUGGUCCCUGGAGGAAACAAGGCUUUGAAGGGCCUGGCUAAGCCAACUCCCUUUCAGGAGGUCAGGCCCUUGGGCAGAGGUGGCGCUCAAACUCGGUCCUUCUUCCUCGGUUUGGAAAAGGGCAACUCUGGCCACCGCCCCGCUGCCAGGAGUUGGAGGGUGGGUCUUUCUCCCCAAGGGAGUUAGAGAUGAGGGUGUGCGCGCGGAAAGCCUUCUGGGAGUGACAGCUGAGUCACACCCCUAAGGUCCAGCAGGAGUUCGUGAGAGGUGGCCGGGGAAGGGUGUGGAGCCCGAAUUCUUCCAACAAAGAAAGCUUGCAGCGCACGAGGGGGAGCGGUGCAGAGGUCCGCAAAGGCGAAUCCACGCAGGGCAGCGGACACACUUUAUUCUAAGAGCACGGAGAGGGCUUGGGGGAUUAAAGGUGAGCAAUUAGGUGGCAGAAAGACCCUCUGGAGGCUGCUUCAGAAGAUGACCGAGGAUUUGCAGCUUCCUUUGAUAUGGGGCAGGGCUCUGGCAAGGGCUGGGCGCCGGUCAGAGCCUCACUGAGCGAAGUAGUGCGGCACACCCCUCCCCCCCUUUCGGGAGGCUCUCUGGUCCAGGCGCCCCAGAAUUGGCAGGGGUAGGCGGGAGGGCUUCCCCCUGGAGAAGAUGGAGGGCCAGUACCCCUCAAAACACAGAAACCCCUCCUUGGCCGCUGAGGGCUGCAGCCUCCUCCGCCCAUGACCUCAUGCUCUAAGCUCCUGUAUCGCCUUCCCCCGCCCGGUCCACACCCGGAGACCGAGUGGGGGCAGGGUGAGGUGGGGGACAGUGGUGGCGAUCUGGAGCGCCGGCGCAGCUUCUUAUCCUGCGCGAGAUUUGGGGGUGAGGGGCGCAACGAUCUCGCACCCCGAAAACAGAAUGGUGUAACUUUCUCUCUUGCAAAAAAAAAAAAAAAAAAUACUCGCUGCCUUGCAGGCGAUCGACUCCUCCAACCGGCGCGAGCCAUCGGUUCAGCUCAACUCUUGGGCUCCCUUUGGAAACGCCAGGGUCGCGGGCUGGGUUCCAGGCUCCCAGCCCGGGCAGGACCUGGGCACUGUCCCAUUCCCCGAGCCACCAGGUUCGAACCCCCUCCGCCUGCCUGGCAGCGCGCGCCCUGCCCCCCGGCUCGCAGCUGCUCUCCGUUUGGGUGCAGCGGUUUCCCCCGCAGAGCAGGAGGAGGAGACAGCGCGAGCGAGCGCUCCGGCUCGGGUUUCCGCACCAAUGCCGAGCAGCCCCGGGCGGCCCCCGGCUGCUGUCCCUCCUCCCCGCACCACGUCCCACAGUCAUGGCGCGCGGGCGAGCGAGCGGGCGGGCGGGCGGCGAGGAGGGGCGGGUGCGCGGCCGCACCCGCGCCCCCUCCCCGGGUCCCUCUCCGCCGCCGGCCGGGCCCCCUCUCCUAGGCAACCUCCCUCCCCGGCCCGCGCGCUGCGGAGACGCAGCCCCCUCCCCGGAGCUCCGCGGACCCUCCCCGCCCCCACGGGGCGGAGGGAUGGAGCGCGCGCUGCGAGAACCCCGGCCCUUCCCGGAGCCCCAGGCCCGCCCAGCCCCGCCGAGGCCGGGUGCGGUGGGGGCAGGCGUAGCCCGUCCUCGCUCAGCUCGCCUGGCCCUUGGCAUCUUUGCAAAAGCUUCCCCCCCCCCCAAAAAAAAAAUAAAUAAGCACCCCCCCACCUCAAGUCUUUAGAUUGGAACGCGCGCUACAGUAACCGGGGCGGCUACGCAGGAAGCAAUCGUGCAAGGGUCCGGGUGUAAGGCGGCAGCUUCCCGGCCACGCUGCCUUCUCCCAGGCCUCGAUUUCCCGGCCUCGCCGGAGAGUCCGCUGCAGCCCAGGACUGACAGGUCCCGCGCGGGGCAGUCACUGGGGCCUCGUCCCAUCCUGGUCCAGGGGCUCGCCAGCCUACAAAAGCGCCACCGGCCCCCCAGCGCACCCCCCAAGCGGAGACUGGGCUUCCUGUCGUUUUGCCAUGCACUUGUUGCAGAAACAGCCAAGGCCCCGGCUCCGGAGGAUGCGGACGGAGGAAGGCCCUGGAGCAGCCCAGCCCUGAAUGCAUCACUCUCGCCUCCUGCAACAGGUCUCCUCUCCCCACAUGACAGCAGCAUGACCCGGCGGCCGCAGGAGAGGUCCCUAGAGCCAGGCCCCCCGCUCAGCCGCCUGCUGCCCCAGUCCAGGUGUGUGCAGCCUCUUCUCACCGUGGUGGUGUCUGCACUGUACCUCAGCCCGGGUGAGGAUGUAAAGCCCCCCGCUCUGCACACGCGUGGUCCCGGCCGGCAGGAACCCCCAGCCCCAGCCACCCUCACAGCCAUGUCAGCCGUGGAGUAGCGCGGACACCUCCUCUCAGCUUCUCAGGGUUUCAGUCUUUUCGGGUUUUCUUCAUUUACCUUUUUUUAUGGUUUUGUGGCUGGACGUUGACAACCAAGUCACAGGCACCAUGGGGGAUCAGCAGUUGUACAAGAGCAACCAUGUGGCCCACGGUGGUGAGAACCUCUUCUACCAACAGCCACCCCUUGGUGUUCACGGCGGGCUGAACCACAGCUAUGGGAGUUCAGCCGCAGGCGGCGGAAUGGACGCCCCUCAAGCUUCGCCCAUCUCCCCCCACUUCCCCCAAGAUACUCGGGAUGGUCUGAACUUGCCUAUUGGCUCCAAAAACCUUGGUCAGAUAGAUACCUCGAGACAGGGAGGCUGGGGAGACCACACAGGGCCUGGCAACCAUGUCCAGCUCCGCGGCAACCUGACCAAUUCCAACAUGAUGUGGGGGCCUCCCGCCCAAGUGGAGCCCGCUGAUGGCUAUCAGUACACCUACUCCCAGGCCAGCGAGAUCCGAACCCAGAAGCUCACCAGCGGCGUCUUACAUAAGCUGGACUCCUUCACCCAGGUGUUUGCCAACCAAAACCUGCGAAUCCAGGUCAACAACAUGGCCCAGGUGCUGCACACCCAGUCGGCAGUGAUGGAUGGAGCCCCUGACAGUGCCCUCCGCCAGUUGCUGUCUCAGAAGCCCAUGGAGACCCCGGCAGCAGCUUUGCCAUCCCGGUACCAGCAGGUGCCGCAGCAGCCUCCCCCUGGUUUCACAGGUGGGCUGUCCAAGCCGGCCCUGCAGGUGGGGCAGCACCCUGCCCAAGGGCACCUGUAUUAUGACUACCAGCAGCCCCUGGCCCAGCUGCCGAUGCAGGGAGGACAGCCGCUGCAGGGCCCCCCGGUGCUGUCCCAGCCCGUGCCACAGACGCAGCAUCAGUAUUAUCCCCAGCACCACGCGGGACAGCAGCGUCUCUCCAUGCAGGAAAUGCAGGUGCAGCCUCCACAGCAGCAGCAGCCGCGCGCGCCUCAGCCCCAGCAGCAGCCUCGGCAAGGUCCGAUGCAGAUACCUCAGUAUUAUCAGCCCCAGCCCAUGCAGCACUUGCAAGAGCAGCAACAGACGUCGAUGCACCUGCAGCCCCCUUACUACCACAGGGACCCCCACCAGUACACCCCGGAGCAGGCACAUGCCGUGCAGCUGAUUCAGCUGGGCUCCAUGGCCCCCUACUACUACCAGGAGCCCCAGCAGGCCUACAGCCACCCGCUGUACCAGCAGAGCCACCUGCCCCAGCACCAGCUGCGGGAGGAUAGUCAGCUGAAGACUUAUUCCAGUGACAGGCAGGCCCCGGCCCUGCUGGGUUCCCAGGGGGACCCGACGCCUUCUGAUACGGGAAUGGGAGACCCGGCCAGCUCAGACCUGACCCGGGUCAGCAGCGCUCUCCCCCACCGGCCAAUCCUGUCCCCCACAAGUGGGAUUCACCUCAACAACACAGGCCCUCAGCAUCCGCAGCCGUCUCCCAGUGCCAUGUGGCCUCAGAUGCACCUACCUGAUGGGAGAGCCCAGCCAGCCUCCCCCGAGUCAAGUGGCCAACCCAAAGGAGUAUUUGGGGAGCCGUUCGAUGCCAAGGGCAAGCUGACGUGCCCCAUCUGCCUGAAGGAAUUCAAGAGCCUGCCCGCACUGAAUGGCCACAUGCGGUCCCACGGCGGGAUGAGGGCCUCCCCCAGCCUCAAACAGGAGGAAGGAGAGAAGGCCCUGCCGCCUCAGCCCCAGCAGCCACUGCCGCCUCCGCCUCCGCCGCCACCGCCACCGCAGCUCCCUCCCGAGGCAGAAAGCCUCACGCCUAUGGUCAUGCCCGUGUCUGUCCCUGUCAAGCUUCUCCCGCCCAAGCCCAGCUCUCAGGGGUUCACCAACAGCGUUGCUGCCGCCCCCUCCGCCAGAGACAAGCCAGCCAGCUCCGUGUCGGACGACGAGAUGCCCGUGCUCGUGAGGAUGACCCUCUCUCCCCCACACUCUCCCCAAGGGGCUGCCCCCCGUGCUCCCGCUGACCAGCCCCGGAGGCCGCCCCGCGCCGGCGAGAGGAGGAAGCCGCGGCCGCGGCCGGAGCCGCUCUUCAUCCCGCCACCGCCCGCCUGCGCCCCAGGGCCCGCCGGGGGCGCCGCGGCCACACUGUUCCAGAGCCAGCUGCGCUCGCCGCGCGUGCUCGGAGACCCGCUGCUCCUGGACCCCGCGCGCGACCGCGAACCGCUGCCCUACACGCCGCCGCCCAUGCUGAGCCCGGCGCGCCAGGGCUCGGGGCUCUUCAGCAGCGUGCUCCUGGGGGGCCACCUGGGCGGCCCGUGCGCGCCCCCGGCCCUGCCGCGCACCCCGCUCACGCCCACGCCGCGCGUGCUGCUGUGCCGACUCAACAGCAUUGAUGGCAACAACGUGACGGUCACCCCAGGGCCUGGAGAGCAGACUGUGGAUGUUGAACCACGCAUCAACAUUGGCUUGCGAUUCCAAGCAGAGAUCCCAGAACUCCAGGAUGCCUCUGCUCUGGCCCAGGACACACACAAAGCCACACUAGUAUGGAAACCUUUACCAGAGCUGGAAAAUCAAGACCUCCAGCAACAAGUGGAGAAUCUUCUAAAUUUGUGCUGUUCAAGUGCAUUGCCAGGUGGAGGAACCAAUUUUGAAUUUGCUUUGCACUCUCUCUUCGAGGCCAGAGGUGAUGUGAUGGCAACUCUGGAAAUGCUGCUGCUGGAGAAACCAGUCAGGUUAAAGUGUCAUCCUUUAGCAAAUUACCACUAUGCCGGUUCGGACAAGUGGACCUCCUUAGAAAGAAAACUGUUUAAUAAAGCACUAGCCACUUACAACAAAGACUUUAUUUUUGUACAGAAGAUGGUGAAGUCCAAGACAGUGGCUCAGUGCGUGGAGUACUACUACACGUGGAAGAAGAUUAUGCGGUUAGGGCGGAAACACCGCACACGCCUGGCAGAAAUCAUUGAAGACUGCAUGACAAGUGAAGAGGAAGAAGAGUUUGAGGAGGAAGAGGAGGACCCGGAAGAAGAUAGGAAAUCCACAAAAGAAGAGGAGAGUGAAGUACAGAAGUCCCCGGAGCCUCCGCCAGUGCCUCUCGCGGCUCCCACCGAGGGGCUAUCCCUGCAGGCCCCUGGCCAGCCCUCGGGCGCCUUCGUCUGUGAAAUGCCCAACUGUGGGGCUGACUGUAGAUGUCAUGUCACUCCCUUUCUCCCCCAGGUGUUCAGCUCCCGACAGGCACUGAACGGCCACGCCCGCAUCCACGGUGGCACCAACCAGGUGGCCAAAACCCGCGGAAACGUCCCCUCUGGGAAGCAGAAGCCCAGCGGCGCCCAGAGUGGGUACUGCUCAGUGAAGAGCUCACCCUCCCACAGCACCACCAGCGGCGAGACAGACCCCACCACCAUCUUCCCCUGCAAGGAAUGUGGCAAGGUCUUCUUCAAGAUCAAGAGCCGAAAUGCGCACAUGAAGACCCACAGGCAGCAGGAGGAGCAGCAGAGGCAGAAGGCCCAGAAGGCAGCCUUCGCGGUGGAAAUGGCGGCCACCAUUGAGAGGACUACGGAGCCAGCAGGGCCGCAGAGGCUGCUGCCCCUGGGCCAGCUCGGCUUGAUCAAACCCAUCAAGGACGUGGACAUCCUGGACGACGAUGUGGUCCAGCAGUUAGGAGGCGUCAUGGAAGAGGCCGAGGUCGUGGACACCAAUCUGCUCUUGGACGACCAGGACUCGGUCUUACUUCACGGUGACACGGAACUCUAACGCCUCGUGGCUGCUUCCAGACGACGGUGGCUAGAACUCACAGCCUCCCUCCUCACGAAUCAGGAAACCUGGACUGCCCAUUUGUUUUGUAAACCCUUUUAAACUACCUGUUUAAAAAGUGGUCAUUUUAUUCAGGUUUAGGAAAAAAAUCCAGUUUCUUCUCCUUUUAGUUUCUUAAAUUGUUUUUGUUGGGGCUUGGGGGGAAUGAGUAAUUGGCACAACUGUCUUUAAGAGGUGUUUCAUCUGGGCUACGCCCUCAUGAAACAAUUGUCAUUCCCCCUGGGGAGUGACCCUGAUAUUCAUGUUCCAAGUUGCUCUCAGAUGUCAACCGUCCUGGUUGCCUUCCAUCGCAAAGCUUGCUGGGAGAGAGUGUGUCCGUGUGUAUACGUGAGGCAGGCACCUUCUUCAUGCUGGGGCCCAGGGUCAGCUUCUCCACCUGGAGUUAAGUUUUUUCUGUUCUGACCCACCAGGCACUGUUCCUUUUCCCAACAGAAUAGCUCAGAAGAGCCUGUUCCUUUGUUCUGCCCGGUGGAGAUCUAAGAUUACUUUGUGCCACUUGGAUGUCCUCUGAACCCUCCUUCGCUGGACUUGGCUGUCGUUCACCCCUAGAGUGACGUUUAUCUAGAGGCCAGCCAUGAAGGAUGAGAGUUUUAAAACUAGGACACAAGGACGGCAAAUACAAGGGAAAUUGCAUUGAGGCCGACAGAAGUGGUUUCAGAUACACGUUAGCUACUAUCUUGCAUUCAAACCAUGAAUGUAUUCUCUCCCAGUCACUUGCCAAAGCAUUUCUAGACUUUGCUCAGCUGCUAAGCUACACAACUGCUCUGCCACCCCCUGCCUCCGCAGCAGGGCCGCUGUUGGUACUUGAAGGCAAUAAACCUGUCAUCCUUCUAAACCGUCAUUGCCCGGGCUUCUGACCUGGGUCCCACCCGCCUGUCCCACUGUGGGUGCAAGUCAGCCUGGGCACAGCCCCACGCAGAGAGGCCCCCGCUGUUGGCUCCCUGUCAGUGUUAAUGCUGCGUAGCCCCUGCUCGCAGGCGCUGUGCUCCUGAAGUAGACUUGUUCCUGGCCCCAUGGCAGUGGUGCUGUCACCCUGGGUCACUGGGCUGGCACAAUGACAACCUUAGACUCUCGGCAGAGGCAAAGGUAGGACCUGGACAUCCUUUAAUUCAGCUCUGCAAGAGCAUUUAGCAUGCAGCCCCCAGGCAGUGGUUCCUGAAUCUCAGGGAAGCCACAGACAACAGAAAGAUAGAUUCACUCCAUUUCCGUUCUUUUGUUAUCCGAGAAGUUGUCUUGGGGAUUUCUUUCAUCUUCCCUCUAGGAAAAAAAUAGUAAUUUGCUGCCAUUUCAACGGGUUGCUCUGUCUUGUUUUCAAGUUUUUGGUUAGGAACUACCCGGGCGCCCUGCGCCAGCUUCUGGCAAAACUAUCCCAGAACCUUUCCAGCUGCCAGGUCAGUGGCUGCUGACCAGCCUCCUCCCUGCGGUGUCUGAGGCCGAGUCCUGACGACUGGCACAGCAGCAGAUGCCCAGCAAAUGCUGAGAAAGCACAUUUCCUCUCAUUGGGAAAUUUGGCCAGUUCUUCCAGUUGUAAGCAUUAGAGAUACGUUGAGUUGUCACAGCAAAAAUAAGAUUCUCAGUUUGAUUUUAAUUUUCCAUGCAGUAUAGUGUAAGGCUCUCUACUUGAAAUAACCAAAGAACUCCUCCAUAAUGAGACAGUUCGAAUUACCUGAAUUAGUAUUUCUCAACUAUCAACUUUAAAAAUUGACUUCCCACGAUACGUUGCACUUGCUGUUCCCGAAGCAAUUCUGCCUGCAUGUCUGUGUUGUGUUGCAAAGCUCUCCCCACAGUCCGCCCCGCAGAACUUCCCUUCCUGACUGUCCACGUCUUCACCAUGGUUACUGUUUACGAUCAGAUGGUUUUUCAUUCGUGAAUUUAGACCUCUUCGAGAAAGCUUGUACAUAAAAAAGUUAACAGAUAUAUUUUAUGGAAAAACCCAUCUUAUUUUCAAAUAUAUUUAACUGCUGUUAUAUUUUAUUAGAGGAAGGUUGUAAAUAUUUUCUAGGAGUUCUAUUGUAAAGAAAAGUAUUUUUGAAAAAAAUUAAUGUAAUAAAAAGGAAAACAUUUUUAAAUAGCGGUUGUGAUUCCUUCCUGUUCUGGCUUCGUUAUGUUCUAUUCUCAGCAGAUGAUUCGCAUGCCUUCCAUAUUGGGAUGUAAUUUAUUCAGGUUUGCACUAUUAUGUAAGUUGACAUCAUAAUAUCUAGUGUGCUUAACUGUAUUUUCCUGGAAUGCAGGUCCCUUGGUCCAUAUCAAAGCACUAUGUAUAGCAUAUUCAUAAUUUUUCUUUUGUAAUGUGUGUAUUUUUAAUAAGGAUUUUAUGUAACAUUUUGGCAAAAAAAAAAGUAUUUUCUAGUGAAUUUUAUAAUAACAUUUUGCUAAAAAUGUUUCUUCCUAGGUCAGUUUUUGUUAAGGUGAACCAAAAGUCUUAUUUUACAAGGGGUUUGAAAAAGUUUGAGGCUUGAAAGCAAAGUUAUAUUUAAACACCAUAUGUAACAAAUAAAUAAAGAUGUUUUAUAGACUUGUCCUAAAAAGGCGCAUUCCUUAAAGAACAAAAAAAGAAAAACUGGGGCAUUCUAGAUUGUUUCCCAUCCUGGAUGUUAAGGAUGUUUAAAAAUUAUCAUAAUACUUUUUUCAAGAAGGAAAUCAGAAUUUUAGUUAGGUUCCAGUUAUACGGCUUCUCAGAAAUUGAUUACAGUUCCUAUAGGCGGGGCAUUCUUCAGAGAGAAAUGUAACCAAAUACACACUGUCAUAUUUAUUUGUGAAAACCUGAUUCAAUAUUGCAUCAGCUGCUCUGAAAAAUAAAAUCUUAAUUUUGAGUUUC